AGUCCGGAGAUAUUGUGGAAGACAAUUGUCUAUAAUAUUUUGAUGCUACAGUUUUUAGAGACAGCUUUUACUACUCACUUUCUAUUUCUUUGUUUCUUUCUAUUUCUUUGUUACUAUUUUAAAAUAAAUCUAGAAACUUUAUAGUUCGAAAAUGUUCACAAGUAAAUGUCUUUUCUGUUUUAACCUGUUUUUAUAAUGUACAGAAAAAUCUUGUUGUAAGUUUCAGGAUAUUUUUAGAGAUGACGAUUUGAUUUACUUUUGUGUGCCACAGAUGAAGAUGAUGUAGUUGAUAAAAAAGGAUAUAAUGAUGUCUGCAUCAAGCCAGAAAAAGAAGAUGGCUGCUGGCCCUGGUGUUGGUCAUAGCAAAAUGCCCAAACUCCCACCAAUACCUAAACUUAUGACUACUAAAGAUAGAUUUGAUAACAGCCCAUUGUUGAAGUACAGAAGAACACAAGAGGUUAAGAAUAUUCUGGGCAGUAAAGUGAUGGAAAAAGCUAAAGAAACCAAAUACAAAACACAGGAUUCGUUACGGAGAAAUCCAAUGAAGAAGAUGGAGCCUGAAAUGCCAGCUUCUAUGAUGUCUAGAGACAGACGCAUCAAGAUGAAUUACCAAUAUUUAAAGAAGUGCGUCAGUAAUGCACCCAUCAGUCCCAUGUCUAUACAAUGGUGGGAUUCUAUCAUUGACCACAUACCUGACCAUUUAAUUCAACCUGCAUGGUUUGCACCUCACAUUCAAGAUUUACAUGAAGAAGUGCUGGCAGAUUAUGACAAAAGCAUCAGAAAGUCAAUGGUACAAUAUGCGCUGGUGAAACCAAAUGUGCGUGGUGUAGAAAACGAUGAAGAUUUACCAGCUGACCUUGUAGGGCUUGAUUUUUCCAGUCCAUGGAAAGCCUCCUAUGUUGCAGCCAGAGAUGAAAUUAAAAGAAAUCUUCAUCUUCUGCAUCCCUCUCACCAAACAAUUUUAAAAAUAUGCCAAAAUGAAACAUAUAGCAAUUUUUUAUUGGUGGACUUAUCAAAUAUGAGGUCAGAAGGGGUAAUAGAAUGUGAGCAUAUGCGUAAUGAUGUAACGAUAGCUUGCGAUAAGGCAUCAGAAAAACUUCUUCACAGUUGGUAUCCCGAGAUUGUGAACAUAUUUGUAAACAAAAGUGCAUUUCGUCAUUUAAAAGACGACCAAGUUGAUUCAUUUUACAACAGUGUUUCAAUGCUGAUCUCAAAUCAGCUAAAAGACAUGAUCAUUCGAACACUAAGGGAAUACAUGAAACUGUAUGAAGUAGAUAAUCAACACAUUCUACCGUUGUUUAAAAUGGAGUUGAUUUUGGAUGAUGAUGAUAAUAUUCAAUUUUAUCCUGCUCUGGAAGAUCUGGAAGAAGUUAUUUUAAAUGCAGCUGAAAUUAUUUUGAACACAUUACAAAAUGUACCCACUGUCCAGUCAUGGUUAAGUGGAGGAUCGACGACAGUGAAUGUGGAUGCAAAGGUAGAUGUAUCUAUUGUGGAUGAUGCGAUGAGCUUCCUUAAAGAACAAUCUGAAUAUUACCUGCACCCCGCUAAAGUAUAUAAAGAUGAGAUAGCUUUGCAGUUUCAGUCUCUUGUCACUGGUGAAUCAAAGAAUUUUGUUCAAGACUUUCUUGAUUCAGAACACUCGUUUGAAGAAUACACAGAGGAAAUCAAACGUUUUCGAGGGAUUGCGAAAGAUGUGUCAACUAAACACACUGUUCUACACUUUCCUAUUAUGCAGUUAAAUUGUGAUGACCUGAAGAGAGGAUUAGUCUCUAGAGCAAAUCACUUUGCAGAACAGUUAUUAGCACGAUUGGCAUAUGAUCACCGUGUUGAAAAUAAAAGGAUUGUUGAUGAAUUUGAAGCAAUCAAGGCGGGUGCAUUAGCAGUGCCUAGUGAUACCAAGGGUGUUAUGGAGCUGUUGUCUUUUGUCGAAACUGCUCAAAAUGAUACUUUAAUAAAGUUAAACAAAAGCAUCAGGGAAAAUGAACCACGCUUGGCUUACCUAUUGGAGAACUAUUCAUUACCUUACGAUGAUAUUCAAUUAAAUAGCUCCGUUUUGAAUUGGCCUCAUGAGAUCAAUCCAGUGUUUGAUCAAAGUGAUGAGAUUAUUGCAAAAUCUCAAAAAGAAGGAGAGCAUGCCUUAACAGAAAAGCGUGAAAAAGUCAUCUUAGAGUUAGAUAAACUCAAGCAGAGAGUGGUGGAGUUUCUUGAGUGUGGCGACAUGGAUAUGAUGGUACAAUAUUUAAAAGAUGUGCAAAGUGUGCAGAAAAAAGUUGCAGAACUUGUGGAGACUAUUGAUUUCAUCAAUGUGGAAGAGGAUCUUUUUAAAUGGGAGCAAACUACAUAUCCCGAUAUAGAAUUCAUUACUAUUUCCAUUGAGCCUUAUCAGAAGUUAUUUUCAACAGUCGUCAAAUGGCAAAGAUGCGAGAAAAAAUGGAUGGAUGGUGCUUUUCUCGAACUUGACGCAGAAGGAAUAGAAUCAGAGGUUGAUGAAUUUAGCCGCGAUGUUUACAAAAUGGUCAAAACAUUUACUAUGAUGGCCAGAAAAGAGAAAGACAAAAAAGAGAAAGAAGCUUCCAGGAGUACGACAACUAUUAGAACAAAAAAAGAAAAUCCAGAAGAGGAAAAUGAAGUUUUUGCGCCUUUAAAAGUUGCACAGUCAGUGCAACAACAAAUCAAAGAGUUUAAGACCAAUGUUCCCGUCAUUGGUAUUAUGUGUAAUAACGGUCUUCGCCAAAUACAUUGGGAUGCAAUGUCAGAAAUAAUUGGUGAGAAUAUAACGCCAGAUUCUGGAACAACACUUCGAAAAAUGUUACGACAUGAUUUGGAACCUUGUAUAACACAAUUUGAAGUGAUCAGCACUGGUGCAAGCAAGGAAUUUUCUUUGGAAAAGGCAAUGCAGCGCAUGAUGGAAGACUGGGAUGAAAUUGUAUUCAAUACAACACAAUAUCGUGAUAGCGGAGUGCAUAUUUUAGCUGCGGUUGAUGAAAUACAGGCUAUUCUUGAUGAUCAGAUUGUAAAAACACAAACCAUGAGAGGCUCGCCUUUUAUCAAACCAUUUGAAAAUGAAAUAAAAGCUUGGGAAGACAGACUUCUUCGCAUGCAAGAAACAUUAGAUGAGUGGUUAAAGGUUCAAGCACAAUGGCUGUAUCUGGAACCUAUAUUUAGUUCUGAAGAUAUUAUGCAACAAAUGCCUGAAGAGGGUCGCAAAUUUCAGGCAGUUGAUCGUAACUGGAAGGAUAUCAUGAAAUUUGUGCUCAAAGAUGCAAGGAUCUUAACAGCAACAUCGAUGCCAGGCUUGUAUGAAAAAUUAAUUGACAGUAAUAUCUUGUUGGAUCAAAUCAACAAAGGUUUGAAUGCCUACUUGGAAAAGAAGCGAUUGUUUUUUCCAAGGUUUUUCUUUUUGUCUAAUGAUGAAAUGUUAGAAAUAUUAUCUGAAACCAAAGACCCAUAUCGAGUACAACCACACAUGAAGAAAUGUUUUGAAGGAAUUGCAAAACUUCAGUUUACUCAGACAUUAGAUAUAACACAUCUGUUUAGCAGCGAGGGAGAACAGAUUGCUUUGAGUGAAAUUAUAUCAACAUCAUCUGCAAGAGGAGCUGUAGAGAAAUGGCUGCUACAAGUGCAAGAUACCAUGUUAGUCAGUAUUAAAGACAUCAUUGAAAAAGCUGUUGAGGCGUACAGUAUUACACCUCGUAAAGAAUGGGUAAAAGAAUGGCCAGGUCAGGUGGUGAUAUGUGUAAGUCAAAUAUUCUGGACACUUGAAGUUCACGAAGCAAUUAGAUCAGGCAUGCACGGCCUCACAGAUUAUUAUGAAAAAUGUUCAAAGCAGCUUGAAGAAAUAGUCGAACUUGUCAGGGGCAAACUUACAAAACAGAAUCGAACAACUCUUGGCGCAUUGGUUGUCAUUGAUGUGCAUGCUAGAGAUGUGGUUGAGUUUAUGGCUAACAAUGGAGUGCAAUCAGAGAAUGAUUUUCAGUGGUUGUCACAGUUACGCUACUAUUGGGAGGAAGCAAAUUGUUAUGUUAGAAUCACUAAUGCAACCGUCAAUUAUGCUUAUGAAUAUCUUGGUAACUCAGGACGCUUGGUGAUAACGCCAUUGACUGACCGUUGUUACCGUACAUUAGUAGGGGCUUUUCAUUUAAACUUAAAUGGUGCACCUGAAGGGCCUGCAGGUACAGGAAAAACAGAAACAACCAAGGAUUUGGCAAAAGCACUUGCUAUACUAUGCGUUGUUUUUAAUUGUUCUGAUGGAUUGGAUUACUUACAAAUGGGGAAGUUUUUCAAAGGUUUGGCAUCGUGUGGAGCAUGGGCAUGUUUCGAUGAAUUUAACCGUAUCGAAUUGGAAGUGUUAUCUGUGGUUGCCCAGCAGAUCUUGUGCAUUCAAAGGGCAGUUGCAUCGAAACUUACUGAGUUUACAUUCGAAGGAACAAAACUGAGUUUGAACCCGAACUGUUAUGUUUGUAUUACAAUGAACCCUGGUUAUGCUGGACGAUCAGAAUUGCCUGAUAACUUGAAGGUGUUGUUUCGAACAGUGGCAAUGAUGGUUCCUGAUUAUGCGUUGAUUGGUGAGAUCAUGCUAUAUUCAUAUGGUUUUGUAGACGCACGAAAUCUGGCUGUCAAAAUUGUCACUACUUAUAAAUUGUGUUCAGAACAGCUAUCCUCCCAAUUUCAUUACGACUAUGGUAUGAGAGCUGUAAAAGCUGUGUUGGCGGCUGCAGGGAACUUAAAGCUUAAAUAUCCUCACGAUAACGAAGACGUGUUGUUGUUACGCUCUAUCAUGGAUGUUAACAAACCCAAAUUUCUUUCUCACGAUAUACCAUUGUUCGAAGGGAUUAUCUCAGAUUUGUUUCCUGGGAUCACUCUACCGGAAGCUGACUAUGUGACGUUCUUGCAAGCUGUUGAAGAGGUUAGUGCAAAAAGAAAUGUACAGACAACUGACUUUUUUAAAGAAAAAAUUAUUCAAACGUACGAGAUGAUGAUCGUCAGACAUGGUUUCAUGUUGGUCGGCGAACCUUUCGCAAGCAAAACGAGUGUGUUGUAUGUUCUUGCCGAUGCAUUGAGUUUGUUAUGUGGAAAAGGACACGAAGAAAAUAAGGUGUGGUAUCGCAUUGUUAAUCCGAAAUCUAUUACAAUGGGUCAAUUAUUUGGUCAAUUCGAUCCGGUCUCACAUGAGUGGACGGAUGGUGUUUGUGCCAAUACCUUUCGUGAAUAUGCAUCUGAUCAGACUGAGACAAGAAAAUGGGUAAUUUUUGACGGACCAAUUGAUGCAUUGUGGAUUGAAAAUAUGAAUACAGUACUAGAUGAUAAUAAGAAGCUGUGUCUUAUGAGCGGUGAAAUCAUUCAGUUGUCGGAAGUGAUGAGUUUGAUAUUUGAAGCAAACGAUUUAUCCCAAGCUUCGCCUGCAACUGUCAGUCGCUGUGGUAUGAUAUACUUGGAGCCAUCGUCUCUAGGAUGGAGACCUUUAUUGCAAUCUUGGAUCAACACUCUUCCUGAAGUCAUUAAAACUGGUUACGAGCAAGUUAUCAAAGCGUUAUUUGAAUGGCUAGUACCUCCGCUGCUUUAUUUCUUGAGAAAGAAAUGCAAGGAGUUUAUUCCCACAUCUGAUAGCAAUCUUGUCCAUUCGUUGAUGAUGUUUAUCGAAGUGUUAAUGAAAGGUGUGAAAGAGGAAGAGAGUAAAUACAUCAAAACAUGGCUUUGUUCCUCAUUUUUCUUUGGUGCUGUGUGGUCGAUUGGUGCUACCUGUGAUGCACCAGGCAGAGAUAAAUUUGAUGUCUAUUAUAAGGAAUUAAUUUCUGGUAAAAACGAAGACCAUCCUAUUCCAACAGCGGUGGGAAAGAUAGAAUGUCCGAUGCCUACUGAUCACCCCGUCUACGAUUACAUGUUCGAGAGAAAAGGACGUGGAAAUUGGGUAUUAUGGACCAAAACGAUCACAAGUACAUCUCUACCAAAGGGUAAAAAAAUAAGCGACAUAAUUGUUCCCACCAUGGAUACUGCACGAUAUUCUCACUUAAUGGAACUUUUGAUAAAAAAUAACAAACCAUUGCUGUUUGUUGGACCAACUGGAACUGGCAAAAGUGUCUAUAUCAAGGACAAGUUGAUGAAUCAUCUUUCUCAAAACGAAUACGUACCAAUGUUUGUCAAUUUUUCUGCACAGACCUCUGCAAGCCAAACACAGGACCUGAUCAUGUCUAAGCUGGACAAAAGAAGAAAAGGUGUAUAUGGUCCUCCUGUUGGUAAAAAGUUUAUUGUAUUUGUUGAUGAUGUCAAUAUGCCGGCUAGAGAGCAGUAUGGAGCCCAACCUCCCAUCGAAUUGUUGCGUCAGUUGUUAGAUCAUAGUGUAUGGUACGACAAGAAAGACACUUCUAGAAUUCAGCUUACUGACGUACAAGUCAUCACCGCCAUGGGUCCACCCGAAGGUGGGAAAAAUCCUGUCACAUCAAGAUUUCUACGCCAUUUCAAUAUUGUUAGCAUUACCAAGUUUAGUGAUGACACGAUGACAAAGAUAUUUGGUAGCAUUGUCAACCAUUAUUUUAGGGAGAAUAAUUUCCCUGGAGAGUCAUUUGGUAUCGGGUCACAAAUUGUGGCUGCGACUCUAGAGAUGUUCAAACAAUCUGUCAGCAACCUACUCCCCACUCCCGCGAAGUCUCACUACAUCUUUAACCUUCGCGAUUUCGCGCGUGUUGUGUAUGGCGUCUUGUUGAUCAAACCACAGUCUUUGUCAGAUAAAAAAACACUGGUGCGAUUGUGGGUACACGAAGUUUAUCGUGUAUUUUACGAUCGUUUGGUUGACGAUAAUGACCGUAACUGGUUAUUUAAGUCUUUAAACAAAGUAUUAAAAGAUAACUUCAAAGAAGAUUUUGAAAAACUUUUCAAACAUCUCGCGACAGAUAAAAAGUUGACUGAUGAUGAUAUGCGGAGUUUAAUGUUUGGAGAUUAUUUGAAUCCUGAUGCAAUGGGUGAAGAUCGUUUAUAUGAAGAGGUGACAUCAAUUGACGAUCUCUACUCCACUGUCGAGACAUGUCUUGAAGAAUAUAACCAAACACACAAAACGCAGAUGAAUCUAGUAAUUUUCAGGUAUGUACUGGAACACCUGUCAAGAAUUAGUCGCGUCCUAAAGCAAAGUGGAGGCAAUGCAUUGCUGGUUGGUAUGGGCGGUAGUGGUCGACAAUCGUUGUGUCGGUUAGCUGCUGCCAUAUCGAAUUUUAACGUGUUCCAACCGGAAAUAUCUAAAAGUUAUGGCAUGACCGAAUGGAGAGAAGACUUGAAGACAUUGCUAAAAUCAGCUGGUGGCCAAGGUAAACCAACCGUGUUUUUGCUGACAGACUCGCAGAUUAAAGAGGAAUCGUUUCUAGAAGAUGUUGACAGUUUGUUGAACACUGGAGAAGUACCUAAUCUGUUUGCUGUCGACGAGAAAGCUGAACUGAUAGAAGCUGUCCGUCCCAUUGCUGUCGCUCAGGCUGAUGACCGAAAUGCAGAGUUUUCGCCGUUGGCGUUGUUUAAUUUCUUCGUAAGUCGAUGCAAAGACAAUCUUCACAUCAUGUUAUGCAUGAGUCCAAUUGGUGAUGCAUUUCGAAACAGGUUACGUCAGUUCCCAUCGCUUAUCAACUGUUGCACAAUCGACUGGUUUCAGCCAUGGCCAGAGGAUGCUUUGGAAAUGGUGGCAAACAAGUUCUUAGAGAAGAUCGAAAUGAAGGAGAACGAACGGAAAAAUGUCGUUCCUAUCUGUAAAAGUUUUCAUACAACUGCUUUGGAAUUCUCUGCAAGAUUCUUAGAAGAAGCCGGCCGACACAAUUACGUAACUCCAACUUCGUACUUAGAGCUUAUAUCGGCAUUUAAGAACCUUUUGACGCAGAAAAGAGAUGAGGUGUUGAAAAACAAAAUGAGAUACGAAGGUGGUUUGGAGAAGCUAGCUUUUGCAUCUUCACAGGUCGCUGAUAUGCAAGUCGAGUUAGAAGAACUGCAACCCAAACUAGUUGUAGCGUCCGAAGAAAACGAAAAAAUGAUGAAGAUUAUUGAAAAAGAGUCAGCUAUCGCAGAAGAACAACGUGAGGUUGUGCGUGAAGACGAGGCUGUUGCAAAUGAACAAGCUGGCGAAUCACAAGCUUUAAAAGAUGAAUGCGAGGCUGAAUUGGCCGAAGCUAUUCCUGCCCUGGAAGCUGCCCUAUCUGCUCUAAACACAUUGAAGCCUGCUGACAUUACCAUUGUGAAGUCGAUGAAGAAUCCUCCUCCAGGUGUCAAACUUGUUAUGUCAGCAAUUUGCGUUAUGAAGGACAUCAAGCCUGACAAAGUGAACGAUCCUUCUGGUUCAGGAAAGAAAAUUCCAGAGUAUUGGGGUCCGUCAUUAAAAUUGCUUGGUGACAUGAACUUUUUGAACUCAUUAAAAGAAUACGAUAAAGAUAACAUUCCAGUUCACGUUAUGAAGAAAAUUAGAGCUGAAUACAUGACAAACCCUGAAUUUGAUCCAACCAAAGUACGAACAGCUUCUUCCGCCGCUGAAGGUUUGUGCAAGUGGGUUCAAGCUAUGGAAAUAUAUGAUAGAGUAGCAAAGGUCGUUGCUCCGAAAAAAAUUAAAUUGGCUGAAGCUGAAACUACACUUGCUGCAACAAUGGAACUGUUAAACACGAAGAGGGCUGAAUUAGCUGAAAUCGAAGAAAAGGUUGCCACCUUGAAGCAGCAGUUUGAAGACAUGACAGAAAAGAAGGCUCAAUUGGAAUAUCAGGUCGACCUAUGUGCGAAGAAAUUGGAGAGAGCUGAAAAAUUGAUUGGUGGUUUGGGAGGUGAAAAACAUCGGUGGACUUCGGCAGCUAUCAAUUUGCAAGCAGUUUAUGAUAACUUAACUGGCGAUGUUUUAGUGUCUUCUGGUGUGAUCGCCUAUUUAGGUGCAUUUACCUCGGUGUUUCGCAAAGAAUGUUUUGCAAAAUGGACAAAGCUGUGCACGGAUUUGGGUAUACCUUGUUCACAAGAUUUCUCGUUGAGCAAAAUUCUUGGCGAACCAAUCAAGAUACGGGCAUGGAACAUCAAUGGACUACCUACUGAUAGCUUCUCUAUCGAUAAUGGCGUCAUUGUGGAUAACUCAAGACGAUGGCCAUUAAUGAUAGAUCCUCAAGGGCAGGCGAAUAAAUGGGUGAAAAAUUCAGAGAAGGAUAACCAGUUAUCGGUCGUUAAAUUGUCUGAUGGAGAUUAUAUUAGAACGCUGGAAAACAGCAUUCAGUUUGGUACUCCAGUGCUGAUUGAAAAUGUUGGCGAGGAAUUGGAUCCUUCUUUGGAGCCUCUGUUGUUGAAACAAGUUUUUAAACAAGGUGGUGUAUUAUGUAUACGACUUGGUGAAAACGUAAUCGAAUAUUCUGAAGAUUUUAAACUCUACAUCACAACGAAGUUGAGAAAUCCACACUAUCUUCCUGAGAUCGCUACUAAGGUAACACUGGUGAAUUUUAUGAUCACACCAGAAGGAUUGGAAGAUCAACUGUUGGGUAUCGUUGUUGCGAAGGAAAGGCCUGAAUUGGAAGAAGAGAGGCAAGCUUUAAUUGUUCAAAGUGCGUCUAACAAAAAACAGCUUAAGGAAAUUGAAGAUAAAAUUUUAGAGACGCUCUCCUCUUCAGAGGGUAACAUACUGGAAGAUGAAACAGCUAUAAAGAUUCUGGAUUCAUCCAAGGUACUGUCAGAUGAAAUCAGUAAGAAACAAAAGAUUGCAGAAGAAACUGAAAAGAAGAUCAACCAAUCUCGAGCUGGUUAUCAUCCAAUUGCUGUACACUCUUCGAUUUUAUUUUUCUCCAUAACUGACUUGCCCAAUAUUGAUCCUAUGUACCAGUACUCUUUAACUUGGUUUGUCAAUCUGUUUAUUGCUGCUAUACAAGAUAGGUAUGCGUUUUUUUUAUGUAUUGAUAUAUUCAUAUAUUAUUUUGGGUCAAGCGUGGAUACACCUAGCUAUUUUUUGUUACAACUAUUCCUUGAUCAAAUUGAUUUCGUAUCAAAUGACAUUGUGUCAACAGUGAAGUAUGUUGGUUGUAUCAUUUUGCUAUUAUCUUCUAGCAACAAAUCAAAGAUUCUUGACAAGCGACUUCGUUACCUCACAGAUUACUUCACGUACAGCUUGUACUGCAACGUUUGUCGCUCGUUAUUUGAGAAGGAUAAGCUGCUCUUUUCCUUCAUUCUGUGUUCCAACAUAUUGAAAGCAAAACAUGAGCUAAUGCAAGAUGAGUUCAUGUUCUUUUUAACUGGUGGUGUCGGCUUGGAAAAUAAAAAACCCAAUCCAGACCCGUCUUGGUUGUCUGAUAAAUCCUGGGAUGAAAUAUGCAGAAUGUGCGAUUUCAAAGCUUUUAAUGGAUUCAGGCAACAUUUUAAAAAAAAUAAUGAAGAAUGGAAAAAGUUGUUUGGUAGUAAAGAACCACAGAAACACAUUCUCCCUUCACCAUGGAAUAAGAAGUUGACAGAUUUUCAGAAGAUGAUUGUUGUAAGAUGCCUUCGACCAGAUAAAGUGGUUCCCCUUGUGACUAACUUUGUGGAGGAAAAGCUUGGCCGUCGGUUUAUAGAGCCGCCACCUUUUGAUCUUGGUAAAAGUUAUGCUGAUUCUAAUCAAUGUUCACCUCUGAUAUUUAUUCUUUCUCCUGGAGCAGACCCUAUGGCAGGCUUGAUGAAGUUUGCAGGAGAUAAAGGGUUCAGUGGUGAUAGGUUUAAUGCGAUAUCUCUUGGACAAGGACAGGGACCAAUUGCAGCAAAGAUGAUUGCCGACGCAGUCAAAAAUGGCACAUGGGUUGUACUUCAAAAUUGCCAUUUGGCAGUCUCAUGGAUGUCUGCCCUUGAAAAAAUUUGUGAAGACAUGUCUCCCGAAACUGUUAAUUCAGAAUUCCGACUAUGGCUGACCAGUUACCCGUCGCCAAAAUUUCCUGUGACGGUGUUGCAAAAUGGCGUGAAAAUGACGAACGAGCCGCCUACUGGACUGCGACAGAAUCUUUUACAGUCUUACAUAAGCGAUCCAAUAUCCGAUCCAGAUUUUUUUAAUGGUUGCCCAGGAAAAGAAACUGCUUGGGAAAAGUUAUUGUUUGGUCUGUGCUUCUUCCACGCUGUUAUUCAAGAAAGAAAAAAGUUUGGUCCAAUGGGCUGGAAUAUACCUUACGGUUUUAACGAAUCUGAUUUGAGGAUUAGCAUUCGUCAACUCCAGAUGUUUAUAAACGAAUAUGACGAGGUUCCAUUUGAUGCAAUCUCUUACAUGGCUGGCGAAUGUAACUAUGGUGGAAGAGUAACUGAUGACUUAGAUAGACGAUGUUUGAUGAGCAUCCUUGCUGACUUCUACACUGCAGACAUCAUAACAGAUCCAAAAUAUAAGUUGUCAUCUAGUGGAGUUUAUUAUGCUCCGCCGAAAGGAAAGUACGACGAUUACAUCGACUUCAUCAAGGACCUACCAUUAUCACAAACACCGGAAGUAUUUGGAAUGCAUGAUAACGUGGACAUUGCUAAAGAUCUCCAAGAAACAAAACUGUUAUUUGAUUCUGUUUUGUUGACAUACAGUCAAAUGUCUGGUGGUGCUGGUGGAAAAACUGACGAUGCAUUAAAUGAAAUCGCAACUGAUAUAUUAUCCAAGCUACCAGAAGAUUUCGAUUUGGAAAAAGCUCAAGAAAAAUAUCCAGUUCGUUAUGAAGAAAGUAUGAACACAGUUCUCGUGCAAGAGAUGGAAAGAUUCAAUAAGUUAUUAAAUGUGAUACGUUCCAGUCUUAUCAAUCUACAAAAAGCAAUCAAAGGUUUGGUAGUGAUGUCAGCUAGUUUAGAACAAGUCGCGCAAAGUGUGCUUGUUGGAAAGUUUCCUGAUCUGUGGGCUAAAAGUUCAUAUCCAAGCCUGAAGCCUCUUGGUAGUUACAUUGCAGAUUUUAUUGCUCGUAUCAAAUUUUUACAGGAAUGGUAUGAAAAUGGCAAGCCUUCAGUUUUUUGGUUAUCUGGAUUCUACUUUACUCAGGCCUUUUUAACAGGUGCGAAACAAAAUUACGCGCGGAAAUACACAAUUCCUAUAGAUUUAUUAGGCUUUGAUUUUGAAGUUAUUGGAGUCGAUGAGGAGAAGGAGAGUGGUCCUGAAGAUGGAGUGUACGUUAAUGGACUCUUUUUGGAGGGAGCACGUUGGAACAGGGAAAGGGGUACGUUGGAUGAAUCAUAUUCAAAAAUACUACACGAUCAAAUGCCAAUUAUUUGGGUUAAGCCUGGGAAAACCAGUGAGUUUAAACAGCGUAAAGUUUAUUCAUGCCCAGUCUACAAAACGAGCGAAAGAAAAGGGACACUUUCAACGACAGGCCAUUCAACUAAUUACGUAAUGCCUGUUAUAUUGGACACUGAGGCAGAUCAGAGACAUUGGGUUAAGCGAGGCGUUGCCUUGCUUUGCCAACUGGAUGAUUAAUAUUUGGAAAUAAUUAUUUUUUUAAAAAUUUAAUAUAUAUUGUAUAUACAUAUUGUUAAUAUAUAUUUUUGUGUGUGAAUAUAACAAUCAACUUGAAAUCUUUUUUGUAACGUAUCGAGACCGGUAGCAUGGGUUAUCAAGUCAAAAUUCCAUCCAUAGUGAGGUCAACUUUUACUUUUAAAUUCUAAGUAAUGACAAAAUCGUCGAGAUAGACGUCAUUAAAUUAAAAAUAUGCAUCUCAGGGAAAUUCCCUAUUGACUUUAUUGUGCCAAGAGUUCUAUUUAGGAGCAACAUUUUCAUGUUUAAAGGACGAAUUCAUUAUAUUCCACUAGUUAGUUAAUUAUUUAAUUAAAUAUCCUAUACUAAACUUUUUGUAAUUUUCCCUCUUUUGGACGUUCCUAGAUAUAAAAAAAAACACUUGUUGUUGAACAU
Hydractinia symbiolongicarpus is the source of this 12811-nucleotide messenger RNA. Its product is annotated as dynein axonemal heavy chain 12-like. The record is from RefSeq and is a predicted model, not a curated record. The transcript is spliced from 85 exons. Gene Ontology annotation, cellular component: dynein complex. Bases 305 to 12379 code for a protein of 4024 amino acids. Gene Ontology annotation, molecular function: ATP binding; minus-end-directed microtubule motor activity; dynein light intermediate chain binding. Gene Ontology annotation, biological process: microtubule-based movement. Lineage: Eukaryota; Metazoa; Cnidaria; Hydrozoa; Anthoathecata; Hydractiniidae.